Messenger RNA from Babesia ovata, 969 nucleotides. RefSeq names its product WD G-beta repeat domain containing protein, putative. The coding region runs from base 1 to 969 and encodes 322 amino acids. The transcript has 3 exons. NCBI's taxonomy places the organism in Eukaryota, Apicomplexa, Aconoidasida, Piroplasmida, Babesiidae. The record is from RefSeq and is a predicted model, not a curated record.
AUGACGAUGGGCGAAGAAUUUGGUCAGCACUUCACAUAUCUCUUUGCCCGUCUUGGUGCUGCCGGAGAAACCCCGGAAGCCGAGGGGCGUGAGACAGGGCGUGCCAUUUGGUGCACUGGGACAGGUGUUACACUGAGGCUCGCAGCCAACAGAGACCAACUGGUGAGGCAGGUGGCCGGGGAGGCAGUCAUUGAGGUAGGACAUCAGGGGCGAUUUAUCGGAGCACUCCGGGGCCUCCGCGGGGAUAGUGGAGGCAUAGGGACUCUCCCUGAUCUGCUCGUCGUGGCACAGCUUGGCGGAUUUGCGGAGCCUCUGGUAGACACAGUUGUGCGGGAGGCCCGUCAGCCAUACGAGCAUCUCGUAGACGUUGCACGGCGACCUGGUGGCGGAGCAAGUGGCGUAGUGGCACGCCUUGUAGUAAUCGUGGAGACACUCGAGGAGAAUUCCGAGCGCGGUUUUGGUGUCUCUGUCGGAGUUGAAGACGCGGCUGUGAUCGCCGACGAGGAGCAUGGCAAUUACCUUACCGGUCACAUGCCCGUUCAACUCGCCGCUGCGCUGGCCGCCGUCUGGAACAUUGUAGCCCAUUUCGCCGAGGAGCCUGCCGAGCUCGGCGGCGAAGGCACUGAGCCCGUCCGUCACGCCGUCUAUCACAGCCGUGCUUGGCCUGGCGAAGCACUCCGGCCUGAGGCCGGCGAGUGCCUUGUCAAGCGCGUCAAGCAGACCACGGACCUCAUGGCCGUAGCGUUGCGCACCGGUUAUGUGGGUGAGCAAGUUAUUAAGCGCUGUGUAGACGUAAUUAAGCUUAGUUGCGUAGCGCUCCUCGGACGGCGGGAGCAGGGGACUUUUGUCGCCCUCACGCUCCCUGUGCUCCCUCCGGAUCUCACUGCUGACGUACUCGUCGAGCGGCGCGAAGAAAUUCUGGAACGCGGAGGACAAUGCUCGGAGCAUUCUGCUCUGCACGUUCCUUAG